This is a messenger RNA of Didymella exigua CBS 183.55, 372 nucleotides long. RefSeq lists its product as uncharacterized. The transcript has a single exon. The record is from RefSeq and is a predicted model, not a curated record. NCBI's taxonomy places the organism in Eukaryota, Fungi, Ascomycota, Dothideomycetes, Pleosporales, Didymellaceae. Bases 101 to 325 code for a protein of 74 amino acids.
CACAAAAGCAAAGGGCGUCUUUACUGAAGUGUUUCAGUCUAAACGUGGACGUCCCGCGACGGCUUGAUGGUUUCUGGGUUGCUCUCUGUCUAUUUCAUGCAUGGGGUUCUGGUCUGAGCAUUAUUGGCAGGAUUUUUUUCUUGUAUUACCAUUUCGCAGUGCUCCAUUUCUAGACUCAGGGACGGCCUGCAUUUUCGACCUAAUGUUUCUCUCUCACAUAUCUCAGCCCCAUCUGGUACCCUCUACAUACCAUAUCCUGGUUAUCAGCGGUAGUCUCCUGUACACAACUCACCUCUAUAGUGGGAAUGGUCGUUUCAUGCGUUGAGCAGGCCCAUCUUAGCAGCUGAAUAGAGAGAAGUUUACAUCAACACA